Messenger RNA from Nicrophorus vespilloides, 2030 nucleotides. RefSeq names its product ornithine decarboxylase-like. The transcript is spliced from 8 exons. Gene Ontology annotation, molecular function: ornithine decarboxylase activity. Gene Ontology annotation, cellular component: cytoplasm. Bases 560 to 1966 code for a protein of 468 amino acids. The record is from RefSeq and is a predicted model, not a curated record. Lineage: Eukaryota; Metazoa; Arthropoda; Insecta; Coleoptera; Silphidae.
CCUCUCAGAAGUUCACUGCAUAGUGUUCAAUCUAGUUCGAAGUGUUGGCGCCUGUUCGUGCGCGGUUCUCGCCAACCAUCCCUCAUAAAAACCAGCCGGUCAUUUUCUUCUUUCUCACCGUAUUUUUUAAUAUCCGUUAUUUAUUUACAAAACCUCCGUCCAUUCGCGGCUUCACGAAACUAACAUUUCGUAUUAAAUCUCAAUCUUCUCUCAUUUGCUAACCAGACCGGCUGGUUAGUUUCGAACUACUCAAAUCAUUUUGUGAAUGUGCGCAUGCAAUAAAAGAGAAGACCCUACUUCUCUUCAUUUGAAGGGUUGUGCUGUAGCAAGAGUUACACCGGCUUCUUGCAGCGAACAUUUUCCUUGCAACUGGAGACUCUAUUUAAACGCAGAACCUCCCUGGCUGCGCUAGCUCUGACCAGGUUUUAAUUUCACCCGCUCACACACACAACCUGGACCAUUCUGAGCACCUGCUGCCUCCUUGCUUAUUACGAUUUGAGAUUUUUGCUAUUUUUAACGUUUCCCUCAUAUAAAAAAAAACCCAUUUUUACAAAAUAAAAUGAAGAUCACGAAGUUAGACGAACGCGUUCACGUUUUGGACAGCAACACCGACGCUCUGUCCAUACUCCAGGACAUCGUCGAGUCCGGCGUCCAAGAGGAGGCCUUCUACAUUUGCGAUGUGGGCGACAUCGUCAGGAAGCACAAGAUCUUCAAAGCGGCUAUGCCCAGGGUUGAACCUCACUAUGCUGUGAAAUGUAACGACAGUCAUACGGUUCUGGAAACGCUGGCCGCUCUUGGAACCGGCUUCGAUUGCGCCUCGAAGACCGAAAUCAACAAGGUCUUGACUCUGGGUGUGAACCCCUCCAGAAUCAUCUUCGCCAAUCCGGCAAAGCCAAUGAGCCACAUCCGACAUGCCGCCGCCACCGGUGUCCGCUUGAUGACCUUCGAUAACGAAUCUGAACUGUUCAAGAUCAAAGACAUUUUUCCUGACGCCAAAAUGGUGAUUCGCAUUCGUUGCGACGCCACGAUCGCUCAGUGCCAGCUGGGUAUGAAGUUCGGAUGCGAUCCAGUGUCUGAGGCUCCGCAGCUCCUAGACCUGGCGCGCUCCUUGGGCAUCGACGUCGUCGGCGUCAGCUUCCACGUGGGUUCCGGAUGCGGCGAACCGGCUGUCUUCCGCAGGGCCAUCGCUGCUUCGCGCGACAUCUUCGACUAUGCUGAGACAUUGGGAUUCAAUUUCAACUUGCUUGAUUUAGGAGGUGGAUAUCCUGGUGGAACUGGAUCAUCCAUCGACAAGAUCGCCGAUAUAAUAAACAGGGCAUUGGAAGAUUACUUCCCAGAUCCUGCUGUGAAUGUGAUCGCCGAGCCGGGCCGUUUUUACGUGGCAUCUGCUUACACCCUGGCUUGCAACAUCCAUUCGAUCAGAACCGUGAAUGUCAGCGAUCCGGUCACCGGCAAUCCGAACAAGCACAUCAUGUAUUACAUCAACGACGGCGUGUACGGAAGCUUCAAUUGUUUGCUGUACGAUCAUCAGCACGUCGUACCAAUCCCACUGAAGAUUAACGCGGGAGCAAAGUACUACCGCAGCAGCGUGUGGGGACCGACGUGCGAUGGGCUGGAUCAAGUGGUCGAGAACCACAUGUUGCCCGAGAUGAAGAUCGGCGAUUGGUUGAUCUUCGAGGACAUGGGCGCGUACACUUUGCCGGUCGCGAGUCCCUUCAACGGAUUCCCCAUUCCCAAAGUGCACGUCGUCGCCGACCAAAACAUUUGGAUGCUUCUAAAGGAUAUGUUUCCGUUGUCCGAGAACCAUUUCGUCAUUGGCAACACCAAGGCCAAUCUCAGAGUCGGCUUGGACACUCCGGAUGGUUGGACCAUGCCAUCGUUGCCGAUCACAAUUCCGAUCUGCAACGGCGGAAAGAUUAUCGAGGAGCACAUCUUGGACUACGUUCAAAUUGGCAGUCUCAACUGAUGAAGUCGUCUUCAUUGUUUUGUUUUAAUAAUUGUUUAAUUAUUAUUUUUUUUUUUGGGGUAAC